Messenger RNA from Gambusia affinis (western mosquitofish), 3907 nucleotides. RefSeq names its product zinc finger protein 260-like. Gene Ontology annotation, molecular function: RNA polymerase II cis-regulatory region sequence-specific DNA binding; DNA-binding transcription factor activity. Lineage: Eukaryota; Metazoa; Chordata; Actinopteri; Cyprinodontiformes; Poeciliidae. The record is from RefSeq and is a predicted model, not a curated record. The coding region runs from base 383 to 2407 and encodes 674 amino acids. The transcript is spliced from 4 exons. Gene Ontology annotation, biological process: regulation of transcription by RNA polymerase II.
CAGAUGCCUGAUCAAAAUCCAGAAGAGAGCCAUAAUAAAUUAUUUCCAGACGGAGACUGGGGCUCCGAUGGCCUGUAACGACACUAUAGAUCCAGUCUGGUAGACAUGUAUCCGACUAGAAUAUCAGCUAAUGUGCAUGGCUAAAAAAAAGAGAGCAGAAACCUUGAAGAAGGUAGAUUAUAAUCGGUAUUGAAAAUCUGCCUUUAGAGGGCAAACUGUAGAGAAAACAGCUCGUUGCCACUAACCGCAGGAUGAUGAUGGAAACCCAACAGCUGACUCUGUGUAACACUGAUGUUUGAACGUUGGGAGGCUGAAGACGGAUUCACAUCUCACCAGGGAAACAUCUUAGCGGCGCCGACCUUUACUUGAAGUAUAUUUAGAGAUGUGGGCUAAUUCAGAACGCCAAGCUGGAAAAACACAUCGAUCAGAGAUGGAAAGCCGGGACUCCGAAACACAAUCCAACUUUCUCCAACUUGCUAAGAAAGAGACUGAAGUGUUUCUUGGGCAGCAGCUGUGGGUGGUUAAAGAAGAGGUUCACAGUGACUGGAGCUCUAGUUUGGACCCGCUUGACUCAAAGCCGCCCCACAUGAAGGAAGACGAGAAGCCUGCUGUGAAAAGUGAAAAAGAAGAAAAACCAAAGUUUUCAGAUUGUAGCUGCAUGAAAACUGAAGACGGGAGAAGAGAACCCCUGAUGCCCAACUUGGCUAAACAGAUGGAAGCAGAACCUGAUGGAGAGGACUGUGGAAGACCAGAACCAGGCCCAAGGCCCAAUAGUUCUUAUCAAGAAAGUGAGAUGACCAUUCACCGUACAGUUAUCCCGGUCGAUCAAGUAUUGGGGAUGAAACAAGAGGUUCCCCACAACUUGAGCUCCUGUUUGCACCAGAAAGACCCAGAGCCCUCCCACAUAAAGGAGGAAGAUGAUGACCUGUGGGUCGGUGAGGAGAGAGAACAACUUAUUGUGAAGAUAGUAGAUGAGGAGAAACUUAGUUUGUUAUCAGAACUUCAUUAUGUCAAACCUGAAGAGAGCAGAGAGACGGACACUCCAAACAAGAUCUCAGCUGUACAGAUAAAACAAGAGCCUGAUGUAGACUGUGAAAGUCCAAAACCAAGCAGGACCUGUCGUUCAGCUACUCAUCUGCAGUCAAAAAAUAAUGAAAAUGCUUCACACUCUUCUAAUACUGAAAACAGUGGGGAGGAUAACAGCUCCGUGACACAUCAAUCAGUGGAUAAGCCUACCAACUCUUCAGUUGAGAAGAAGCGAUCGAGAAAAAAGAAAAACGCUGACACUCAACCGGGAGCCAAAGCUGAAAAGAAAUUAUAUGCUUGUGAAGACUGUGGUAAAACAUUUCCUUAUCAGUGUCAUCUCAAGUCUCAUAUGAGACUCCACACUGGAGAGAAACCGUUUGCUUGUGCAGACUGUGGUAAAACUUUUUACCAGCAAUAUCAACUUAAUUGUCACAUGACAGUCCACACAGGGGAGAAACCAUUUGCUUGUGAUUUUUGUGGUAAAACAUUUCCUUAUCAGUGUCAUCUCAAAUCUCACUUGAGACUGCAUACUGGAGAGAGACCAUAUGCUUGUGGAAAUUGUGGUAAAGCAUUUACAGAACUGAAGGAUCUUAAAAGGCACAUGAGAUGCCAUACAGGAGAGAAACCUUUUCAGUGUGAAGUCUGCUAUAAAAAGUUUAGCCUAAAGGGGGCUCUGAAGCGACACAUGAUGAUUCAUAACGGAGAAAAACCAUUUGCAUGCACUGAUUGUGACAGACACUUCAGAUUUAAUGCUGAUCUUCAAGCACACAUGUUAACCCAUUUAGGAGUAAAACCAUUUGCCUGCGCUUAUUGUAAUGCAAAAUUUACUCGAAAAGGAAGUCUGCUUCUGCAUGUUAGACACCACACUGGUGAGAAUCUACUUACCUGUGAAGUCUGUGAGGAGAAAUUUGUCCGAAAAUGUGAUCUUGACAAUCAUAUGCCAGUUCACUCCAGAGCACAGAAGGUUCCAUCUGGAAAUGAGAAUUUUGUCUGUGAUGAAUGUGGGAAAAAAUUUGUUGAGAAGUCACGCCUAACCAGACACAUGAUUACCCACACAGGAGAGAAACCAUUUAGUUGUGAUGUUUGUAGUGUGAAGUUUUCACGACAAGAACACGUGAAAAGGCACAAAAUGACACGGCACAGUAUGAUAAGAACACGUCAAGAGACACAAAGUUACACAGGAACGCAUGAAGACAGACAACAUUGCAUGAGAAGGUAUGAAGAGACGCAAAACAACACAGGACUGCAUGAAGAGACACAAAACGACACAGGACUGCAUGAAGAGACACAAAACGACACAGGACUGCAUGAAGAGACACAAAACGACACAGGACUGCAUGAAGAGACACAAAAUGACACACCGCAAUACAUGAACAUAUAAAGGGACACAAUCACAGGAACAUAAACAUCUCAAAACACUCAACAUAAUAUAAGAAGACAUGAAGAGACAUAUUCAUAUGUCUCUUCAUUAACUAUGGUCAUGUUUAACCAUGACCAUAGUUAAACAAUAGUUAUGGUUUGACCAUGAGACUGUCAAACCACAGUUUCAUGGUUUCAGAUGGACAUGGUGAUCAUUUGUUGUAGCUCUUUCAUUAAGACUUUAAUGAUGGAUUCAAAUAUUUAGAGGAAAACAUUUUUUUUCUGUUUGAGGAUGAAUGGUGGCCAGACAAAAAGCUGUAUGAUUGAGCUCCUUGAUGGUCUACAGUAGGAGAGAUCCACUAUCCUGCAACUUGGUUGCUUCCCCUCUCCAAUACACCUAAUUCAAAUGGAUCAUUGCAUCAUUUAGGUCUGCUGAGGAAUGGUAACAAGUAUUCAUGUGAUUUAGGUGUGUUGGACGAGGGAUGCAUCUAAAAGUUGCAGGAUAGUAGAUCUCGGGGACUGGAUUUGGGCACACCUUAUCUACAGGGUAAGUUCUUUUUCGUCUGACAGUCUGCUUUUUUUUUGUGCAACAACACUUUAGUUUCUCAGUAAAGACUGAAUUUUGUUGUUGAUAUUUCUAUUGUUAUAUCUCCAAAAUGUUUUGUAAAUAGACUUGGCUUAAAUUUUAUUUUUAUAUCCCUGAAGAAUAACCUGUUGUCUGUCCUCAAAACAUGAAAGUUUAAACUCAAACUGACUUCUUUCUUAAAUGCUGAAUUUGGCUUGUAAUUUAUUGGUAUUCUGUUUUAUACAGUAUUUAUUGAACUUUAUUUUUUCUUGUUGGUGGUUUGAGCAGUCUUUUGUGUAGCAAACUAUAAAGCUGAACUAAUUUUUCUAUGAUCAAGACUGAACUUUGUUGGUACUACUCUAAUUACUAUCAUUUACUGCUAUCUUUAUUGUCAAAUUGAAAUUUAUUUUUAGUCAGUAGAAGAUUUAUCUUAUGUUUGCUCUGUAACAUAAUGACAUAGGUAAACUAAGUUUUCCCUGACAAAUUAAUUUGGUUGGAAACAUUGUCAUUAUUUUGUGAAAUCUCUCUAAGCAUGUUUAGUUUACAUUGUUUUGUUUGAAGUUAAAGACUGAGCUGAUAUCUGUUCUGUAGCAGGUAAGUAUAAACCUCAAUUAACCUCAACUAGGAUUUUUUAAAGUCUUUAACCUGUUGACUUUUAAAGUCGUUUUAGUUCUUAGAAGACUGGGUGCUUGUGGGUUCUGUAGUUAGAACAUUUCACUAAACUCGAGUGCCACUGAUGUGCCUUAGGUUUUGUUUCUGCACAACUAUUCAAUUUUAACAAUCAUUUCAUCCAAUGAGCUCUGUAUUUUUUAUUUUUUAUUUUUGUGCAUCUGGUUUUCCUCUCUCAUUUCAGCCUAUGUGACACUAGACUGAAAUGAAUGCAGGUCCAAGCUAUUUGACCAAGCCGUGCUGCAGAAAACUGUUCUCUGUGUAAGCAUAUUAAACCUUUUAAAAGAA